AACUGCUAUGAAAAGGUUCGCAAUGAGACAGAAGCACUCAAGUCUUCCAUGGCUGUCGGACAGCCCCAGAGUCCACUAGAGGAACCCAAUACAGAAAAACUUUCACCCCCUGAUCCUCAGAAAUCUCCCGUUCAUGCGGUCCAGGAAAAUCCGCUCUUUGGUCAGCUGCCUAGCGACCGAGCCGUUCGGUUUGCGUAUGCCAAUGAUCCGUCCCCGAUCGACUCUAAAGCUUCCAAAACUUCAAACUUUCAAGUUAAGCAUCCCCGGCCCGAAUGGUUUCCGAUUGACCUUGUCGAAAGAAAGAGAUGA
Molecule: messenger RNA, 309 nt
Organism: Protopolystoma xenopodis
Lineage: Eukaryota; Metazoa; Platyhelminthes; Monogenea; Polystomatidea; Polystomatidae
Source: the annotation of a GenBank genome assembly